UCAUAUAGUUAUCAAACUGUGAGAAAGGAUAUGUAUGUAAAUUAUAAUUAUUUAAUUCUUUAAUAUAAAAUGUCCUAAAAUACAUAUAUUUUUGGAAGUAUAACAGUAAACUAUAUGUGAUAAUGAAUUAUAAAAACUUUUAAAAAUAUUUUUCAAGGACUGGUACAAGGUUAAAUUAUUUACAAAUGGCAGAUAAAGCUAUUAUGAAGCAAAUAGCAGAACAAAAACUUAAAGCAUUUUCUAUUGGCACAAUGGGUAAAAGACCAUUAAGUAAAAAAGAAUUAGAAGAACAACGUAAAAAAGAACAAGAACAAGCUGCAGCUCAAGCAUUUGAAGAAUUUGUAGCAACUUUUCAAGAAACGCCUAAUAAAACAACUAGCAAGGUUUGGGUAAAAGCAGGAACAUAUGAUGCAGGCAAACGACAGGAAGAUACAAGAGAAAAAGGAAAACUUUAUAAGCCACAAUCAAAAAUAUCAGAGCUUGUUGAUAGCAGAUCAUCAGCUGAACAAGCACAAGAAUAUGCAAGAUUAUUAGGAUCUAAUGAAAGAAAAUUAGACAGAUUAGGCAAAAAGAAAAAAGAAGGUGAAAAAAAGAAGAGUAAUCUUGAAUUAUUCAAAGAGGAAUUAAAAAUGAUACAAGAAGAACGAGAAGAAAGACAUAAAUAUAAAGGUGUAGUGAAAAAUGUUAUUUCUACCCAAUCAGAAGAUCCAAUGUUGGCAGCUUUAAAAUGUGUUGAAGAUGGAUCAUUUGACAAUGGAGAUCCUAACACUACUAAUCUAUAUUUAGGAAAUUUAAAUCCAAAGAUUACAGAACAACAAUUGAUGGAAAUAUUUGGCAAAUAUGGUCCAUUAGCUAGUAUUAAAAUUAUGUGGCCACGCAGUGAUGAAGAAAAAGCCAGACAAAGAAAUUGUGGGUUUGUUGCAUUUAUGAGUCGUAAAGACGGAGAACGAGCAUUAAAAAAUCUGAAUGGUCGUGAUAUAAUGCAGUAUGAAAUGAAAUUGGGCUGGGGAAAAAGUGUUCCAAUUCCACCUUACCCCAUUUAUAUUCCACCUGCUUUAAUGGAAAUUACACAACCACCACCUCCAUCUGGUCUUCCAUUUAAUGCUCAACCGCAUCGCCGUGAUAGACAUAAGAUACCUCGUAUUCGUAAUCUUCAAACAGCAGAUCCUCAGGAAAAAGAAAAUUUUGAAAAGGUUUUACAAAAUGCAGUUGUCAAAGUGGUUAUUCCUACAGAAAGGAAUUUAGUUAUGUUAAUACAUAGAAUGGUAGAAUUUGUAAUUCGAGAAGGUCCUAUGUUUGAAGCAAUGAUCAUGAAUAGAGAAUUAAACAAUCCAAUGUUUAGAUUUUUAUUUGAAAAUUAUUCUCCAGCACAUAUUUAUUAUCGAUGGAAAUUAUAUUCUAUAUUACAAGGAGAUGGACAAAAAGAAUGGCGCACUGAAGAUUUUAGAAUGUUUAAAGGUGGAAGUGUGUGGAGACCACCUCCUAUUAAUCCAUGGACGCAAGGAAUGCCUGAUGAAUUGAUUGAAAUGGAAGAAAGACAAGAACCUAGAAGAGGUAGUUUAUCAAACAGCCAACGAGAUCGAUUAGAAGAUUUAUUACGAAACAUAUCACCUGAAAGAAUAAAAGUUGCAGAAGCAAUGGUAUUUUGUAUAGAACAUGCUGAAGCAGCAGAAGAAAUUUGUGAUUGUAUUUCAGAAUCAUUAUCAAUAUUACAAACUCCUGUUAAUAAAAAAAUUGCAAGAUUAUAUCUUAUAUCCGAUAUAUUACAUAACUGUGGUGUAAAAGUAAAUAAUGCUACAAUUUAUCGCAAAGCAUUUGAAACACGACUUUUGGAUAUAUUUAAUGAAGUUCAUCAAGCUUAUAAACAAUUUGAUAGUAGAUUAAAAGCAGAAGGAUUUAAAGUUCGUGUAAUGAGAAUGUUUAGAGCAUGGGAAGAUUGGGCAGUUUAUCCACGAGAUUUUCUUGUUAAAUUACAGAAUACUUUCCUCGGGCUUGUUUUAGUAGAUGAACCAGAACCUGAAAAUGAUGAAGAUAUUGAUGGAGCGCCUUUAUCAGAUGUAGAUGGAGAUGGUACGGAAGAUUUAGAUGGAGUACCAUUAGAUGGUGCAGCUCUUCUUAAAGGUGCUAUGAAACAUGGUUUGACACCACAAACAACUAAUUACGAUGACAUUGAUGGUGUACCUAUGGAUGAAGAUAUCGAUGGUGUUCCUAUGGAUGAAGAUGAUUCUUCAAAUGUACAAAGUAAAGAAGAUGAUAAAAAACCAUCGAUUCCUGCAGGAUUUGUACCAUCUCGUUGGGAAACUGUUGAUCCUGAUCAGGUUGAAGCACAAGCCAUGACGACUAGCAAAUGGGAAGAAUUAGGUCAAAAUGAUGAUUCGAAUUCUCAAGAUACUAGUAUGGAUUCUAGUGGUAGGGAUUAUAAUGAAGAAAGACGAAGUCGACUACGUGAAAUUGAAGUUAAAAUAAUGCAAUAUCAAGAUGAAUUAGAAAGUGGUAGAAGAACAUUAAAAUCUGGUAUGACAAUUCAAGGACAAGUAGAACAUUAUAGAAAAAAACUCAUAAGAAAGAGUGAAAGAGAGAUGAAAGAUGUAAAAAGUGAAGAACGUGAUGAUGAACGACGAAGAGAAAAAAAGCGAAGCACAACUCCAGAAUCUCCAAGCCAUUAUAGAGAUCGAAGACGAAAUUCAACAAGCCCAUCUUCUAAAAGUAAUAGAUAUAGAUCACGUAGUAGAUCACCGCGAGGUAAACGUAGAUCACGAUCACCAUAUAAAAAACGGGUACCAGUGACACCAUCACCACCACGUAUUCGACGAACACCUUCGCCUUCCUUUUCAUCCAGAGUAUCUCGUAGAUCGCCUACUAAUGAAAGAAAUGACAGAAAAAGAAGGGGUAGAUCACCAUCAUUGUCACCACCACCUCCACCACGUACUUCAAAACAUAGAGCUAAUAGUCCUCCUUCUCCAUCACCACGCAAAUAUAGGCAUAAGCAUAAAUAUUAAAUUAUUUUACAUUAUAUUUUCUACAUUAUAAGAAAUACAUGUCAAUAGAAUUAAAAAACAAAUAGCGUUAUAAAAAUAAUGUUAUUGUUAUAAAAAAUUAGUUACUGCAAUACUAAUUCAAUGAUACAAAAUACUUUUAUGUUUUUUAAAUAUUUAGAUACUCUUUUUUUUCAAUUUUCCUUAAAUUAAUUCACUUUAUAUGUAUAAUUGUUUAUAUAUACAAUGAUAUGUGACAAAUACAUGGAGAAAUAUACUGAUUCUUAAUUAUAAUAAAAAAAUAAUUCUAUUUAUA
This is a messenger RNA of Apis florea (little honeybee), 3291 nucleotides long. RefSeq names its product U2 snRNP-associated SURP motif-containing protein. Lineage: Eukaryota; Metazoa; Arthropoda; Insecta; Hymenoptera; Apidae. Gene Ontology annotation, biological process: RNA processing. Gene Ontology annotation, cellular component: nucleus. The record is from RefSeq and is a predicted model, not a curated record. Gene Ontology annotation, molecular function: RNA binding.